This is a messenger RNA of Tachyglossus aculeatus (Australian echidna), 2263 nucleotides long. Its product is annotated as amine oxidase [flavin-containing] B-like. The transcript is spliced from 15 exons. Lineage: Eukaryota; Metazoa; Chordata; Mammalia; Monotremata; Tachyglossidae. Bases 61 to 1626 code for a protein of 521 amino acids. The record is from RefSeq and is a predicted model, not a curated record. Gene Ontology annotation, molecular function: oxidoreductase activity.
GGUUAUUCCUGGUGGCGGGGCGGAGCUCCCAGCCCAGUCCUUUGCCCAGAGAGAGCCACCAUGAGCAGCAAGAGAGACGUGGUCGUGAUCGGGGGAGGCAUCUCAGGUCUCACAGCAGCCAAGUUGCUCCAUGAAUCUGGCCUGAAUGUUGUGGUGUUGGAGGCUCGAGACCGAGUAGGAGGGAGAACUUUCACCAUAAGAAACAAAUAUGUUAAAUAUGUGGACCUGGGAGGAUCCUACGUUGGACCAACUCAGAAUCGGAUCUUGCGCUUGGCUAAGGAGCUCGGGCUGGAGACGUACAAAGUGAAUGAAGUAGAGCGCCUUGUCCACUAUGUGAGGGGCAAGUCUCACCCCUUCAGAGGUCCACUGCCCACCACAUGGAACCCCAUCGCCUAUCUAGAUCACAAUAACCUGUGGCGGACAAUCAAUGCCAUGGGACAGGAAAUUCCGAGCGAUGCCCCAUGGAAGGCUCCCCUCGCCGAACAGUGGGACCGGAUGACGAUGAAAGAGCUGCUCGACCAGAUUUGCUGGACACAGUCUGCAAAGGAUAUCGCCACUUUCUUCGUGAAUAUCUGUGUCACUGCUGAGACCCAUGAAGUGUCUGCCCUGUGGUUCCUGUGGUACGUCAAGCAGUGUGGAGGUACCACCCGCGUCAUGUCAACCACCAAUGGAGGACAGGAAAGGAAGUUUGUUGGGGGCUCUGGCCAGGUGAGCGAGAGGAUAAUGGAAUGCCUAGGAGAUAGAGUGAAGCUGGAGCGGCCUGUAAUCCGCAUUGAUCAAUCAGCUGACAGUGUUGUCGUGGAGACGUUAAACCGUGAGAUCUAUGAGGCCAAAUAUGUUAUUAGUGCAGUUCCUCCAACUUUGGGCAUGAAGAUACACUAUAAUCCACCAUUACCGAUGCUGAGAAACCAGCUCAUUAGCCGUGUCCCUCUGGGAUGUGUUAUCAAAUGUAUAGUGUAUUACAAAGAACCUUUCUGGAGGAAACACGAUUUUUGUGGCUCCAUAAUCAUUCAAGGAGAGGAAGCCGCAGUUGGCUUGACGCUGGAUGACACCAAACCUGAUGGCUCUUUUCCUGCCAUUAUAGGAUUUAUGUUCACCAACAAAGCCAGAAAACUUGCAUGUCUCUCCAAAGAAGAAAGGAAGCAGAAACUCUGUGAACUCUACGCAAAGGUUUUGGGACUAGAAGAAGCUUUGCAUCCGGUGCAUUACGAAGAAAAGAACUGGUGUGAGGAGCAGUACUCUGGGGGCUGCUACACCACAUACUUCCCCCCAGGAAUAAUGACUCAGUAUGGAAGGGUCAUUCGCCAGCCCGUGGGCCGGAUUUAUUUUGCCGGGACGGAGACCGCCACAUCUUGGAGCGGGUACAUGGAAGGAGCAGUGGAGGCUGGAGAAAGAGCGGCUAGGGAGGUACUGAAUGCUAUGGGGAAAAUUCCAGAGGAUGAAAUCUGGAAGCCAGAACCAGAAUCCAUGGAGGUCCCAGCCUGUCCCAUCACCACCACCUUCUGGGAGAGAAACUUGCCCUCGGUCCCCGGACUCCUGAAGCUCGUCGGACUGUCCACUGUCUUUGCUUCGGCCACUGCCCUUGGAGUCUUGGCUUAUAAAAGAGAGCUGCUCGUACGGCACUGAAGUUAACCCCUCACUUUAACCCGCCGCCUCCCCCUUUUAUCCUCAAUGUCUUUUCUGUGGGCCUCUGCUUCCCUUUCCCCCAUCCAUUAAGAGGGUAGAGUGGGGAAACUGUGCAAGACCAGAAAGGCAGGUAAAAGUGGUUGGAUUCCUCCUGGCGGAAAGUAUCCCUGCCCCACUGGUCCAAAAGUUUGAUGUCUUUCUCUUUCACUUGAGAGAUAAAACUAAGUCCAAUUAAAGCCAAAAUUCAGCAUUUUGCAGGGAGACAGCAUAAUGUAGUUUGUGAAUAAUGAUGAUAAUCUUAAUGGUGGCAUUUAAGCGCUUUCUAUGUGUCAAGCAAUGGGGAAGAUACAAUAGAAUCAGAUCAAAGCUUCUGAGCAAUAAGGUAUGAGGGGCACAGAUGCCCUGAAAUCAAAGUCUGCUGAAAUUUUGCAAUUUAUGAAAUAUGAUCAGGGAGUUUGGAAAAAAAUCAAUUUGAAUCCUUCAUGCAUACAUGCCUACGUACAUACCCUGGGUGUGAAUUGAGAUAGCUUGUUGUUAGUGAUGCUUUUUUUGCAACCAAUUGUAAGUUUUACAUCCUGUUUUGCUCUCACCCGAGUGCUUUUUAACCUAAUUAUAUAAAGUCUGAUAUUCCACUGGA